Messenger RNA from Daphnia carinata, 2957 nucleotides. RefSeq names its product protein 5NUC-like. The record is from RefSeq and is a predicted model, not a curated record. The transcript is spliced from 13 exons. Gene Ontology annotation, molecular function: 5'-nucleotidase activity. Gene Ontology annotation, cellular component: plasma membrane. Lineage: Eukaryota; Metazoa; Arthropoda; Branchiopoda; Diplostraca; Daphniidae. The coding region runs from base 236 to 2734 and encodes 832 amino acids. Gene Ontology annotation, biological process: AMP catabolic process.
CACCACGAUAUGUGUCACCAGGCAAAGGGCGAACUGAGCCGUCAGCUCGCCUAUCACAUCGUUGCAACAGUCUACUGAAAACGCUCAGGUAACAGUCGAUCAACGACACCGGUUGAACCAAGUCAUUUCAGAAGCGUUGCAAAGUCCCGGUACGAGGCGAAUUAAAUUCUUUACCCGAAGUAAAAUUAGGCUAAACAAUCUACUACUGUUAGAGAACAAGGAUUAGUGGCUAAAAAUGGCGCAAUGGUGGAGCAUCACUUUAGCCUUCAUGAUGCUGCAGGCACCGUUACGUAGUACGGCGGACUGGACUUUAGUUGUGACGCACUCCAAUGAUUUGUGGUAUCAAUUAGACGAAAUUCAAGGUGACAACAGUCCAUGUUAUGUGGAUCUGCCACCACUUACGACACAACCGACAACCCCAUCAACUACUGUAACUCCAACAACAACACCAGCGACAACCAUAAUAACCACAACGACUACGACUACAACAACGACUACAACACCAACGACGACUACAACACCAACGACGACUACAACACCAACGACGACUACAACACCAACGACGACUACAACACCAACGACAACCCCAACGACAACAGCACAAUCACCAGAAACAUCACCAGAAACAUCAUCAGAAACAUCACCAGAAACAUCAUCAGAAACAUCACCAGAAACAUCAUCAUCACGAGAUUCACCAGAGAUUGAAGGAUCUGUCAAAAAAAGAUCAAUUUCACGCACAGCUUUGACGUCAAGUCCAACGACAUCAUCUCGCACAAAUAUCCGUAAACACCGUCAAACAAACUUGGCAGUUGGCCCAACCAAUCAAUCCUGGAACACAAUUCAACAGACAGUUAGUCCUGAAAUCCCGUAUUUUGCCGAUUCAUUCAAUUCAACAACUACAGAUUCCCCAGAAACAUUGACCUCGACUGUCCCAAAUUUUAAGGAUAAAUCCAACUCUACUUCUCCACAUGAAAACGAGACAUUAACAACUAGCACUAUUAGCACUACAACCUUAAAGCCAAGCAAUUCGAAAGAAUUCCAAACAUGCUACGGUGGGGUGUCUCGUCAUCUGACCAAAGCAUUAGAGCUGAAGAAUGAAAGCGAAUCGAAAGGCAAAGUUUUCUUACAUUUGAACGCUGGUGGAAUGUUGGGAGGUUACAUUUGGUAUCCAAUCCUGGGGGCCGGCCCGGCUGUCGAAUCUAUCAAGAUGCUCGGCUACAACGCAGUGGCAUUGGGUUACCGAGAUUUCGAAGAAGGUGUUCCUGCAACUGUGGAAUACUUGAAGGCACUUAAAAAUGCUAACGUUACGGUACUGUGUGCCAAUAUGGAUGUUAGCAAUGAACCGACGAUGAAAGAUCUUUUCAAGAAAUCAAUGGUUAUAAACAUUUCCGGCAGGAAAAUCGGCAUCAUCGGUUACAUUGGCCAAGACGCGGACUAUUUAGCUGAUACGGGGAAGCUCAUCUUUACAGAUCCACAGGUGGCCAUUGAGAAUGAAGUCACAGCAUUACUUGCUCAAGGUGCUUUUUUCAUCAUCGCACUGGGCAGUGCUGGGUUUUCAGGCGUCGAAUGGAUGAGCAAGCUCUACAAUGUCGACUUGUUCGUCAAUGGUGGCAGCAAUACUUUCCUCUACAACGGUGCUAAUGUCGGCCCAUUAAACGAGAAGAUUGCAGGACCUUACCCGAUCGUGGAUUCCAGCCAAAGUAUAAAGAGACUUUUCGUCCAAACAUCUCGGUAUGGAAAAUACCUGGGGAAAAUCGAAAUGAAUCUUCACGAUGAAGGAAGAAUUAUCGAUUAUUCGACUACAAAUCCCAUCCUUUUGGAUCCUAGUGUGGCGCAAGAUCCCCAACUGCAAGGAAAAGUCGAUGAAUGGGAACGCCAAGUCUUGACCCAAUCGAACGAAACGAUCGGUUACAGCAAAAUUCCAAUUAUUAGCGAUCGCAAAAUUUGCUGGUACGAGGAAUGUACGGGUGCAGCCCUAAUGGCCGAUGCGGCUCGGUGGUUCUUGGAAAAGUACACAACUAGUAGCAAUGAAUGGUCCAACACAGUUGCAGCAACUGUUUGGCACGGAGGAGCCCUAUCCGACACCGAUCUCGACCUCGGGGCAGGUCCUAUCACUUUCGGCGAUAUUUUGACCAUGUUCCCUUACGCCAAUGUCAUCGUAAGGACUUGGAUGUACGGUCUUCAAGUUAAAAAUUUGUUCGAGGAAUCCGUCAGGUACUACAACGAUACCACAUCGCCCAAUCGUGGCGAAUUUCUUCACGUUUCAGGUUUGCGAGUCGAAUAUGAUUUGUCGAAGCCAGGUGGUUCGCGUGUGGCAAACAUCUAUAUCCGUAACACGUACAACAUCUACGGAGGGAUGGACCCAAUACGACUCGAUGUCUUGUACCAAAUUGGUAUGCCUUCGUUCAUUGCCAACGGAGGCAGUCGUUACGCCUUCAUGGAAACCGUCCCGAAAAACAAUACUGGUGUCCGUGACGAAACCGUUCUCAAGGGGUACAUCAAACUUUUCACACCUUUGACUUACGGGAAUGAAGGGAGGAUCAAAUUCAUUAAAACUGAUCCUGCAAAGGAUUGUCCGAGCACUAAUGUGACGGGCACCGUAUUUCUGACCAUCUUUUUGACACUGCUCUUCACUGGUUUGGGGUUUGCUGCUUACAAAUAUUUAUGGCCCAUGAUGCGAGAUCGAAGAGGUUCCCUUUUGUCGCUGGUCCGGAUGAAUCCAAUACCCACGUAGAUGUUCAAGAGCCAUAGAAUCAUUUCCUCGUUACCCUUCACGAGUAAGGUCUGCUGUGGUCAACCCAUUUAUGAUGCUGGUUUUUUAUUUUCUUCUUUUUUUAAAAAUGUAUUUUCGGGUUUUCUUCUACUGGAAACUGCCCCCAUCCUUGAAAAAGAACUCAACCUGUUUGAAGUUGAAAUAGCAGACAUUUUUUUAAAGAUCAUACACUGUCCUGAAAGUA